This is a messenger RNA of Fusarium poae, 2262 nucleotides long. RefSeq lists its product as uncharacterized. The record is from RefSeq and is a predicted model, not a curated record. Lineage: Eukaryota; Fungi; Ascomycota; Sordariomycetes; Hypocreales; Nectriaceae. The transcript is spliced from 13 exons. Bases 1 to 2262 code for a protein of 753 amino acids.
AUGACAGGCACAGAGAACAAGGGCCAGGAUGGCGCAAAGGAUAAUGACAAGGUUGAGCAAAUGCUCUUUGAGAUUUACUUUGUUGACACUUCCACCAAAGCUGCUCAACUUGACAAGAUCGCCCCUGUACCAAAGAUAGAGAUGGAAAAGAAGUUGUCCGAGGUCCGAGCCCACCUCCGCGCCAACAAGGCCCUAUCGUGGAGAGAGGCAUCUUGCACCUUCUGCACUCUUUCGGGAGCAGAGCUGAAAGACAACCUCACUCUUGCUGACUACAAGGACCUCGCUGCGAGCCAGGGAAAGGAACCCGGAGCCGAGAAAGAUAAAUCCAAAGAGAUUGUCACCAAUGUGAAGGAAACUGACAAAAAGGAAAAGACAUCGAUCAAAAUCUACUUUCGCUCGCUGAAGCGCAACUUGGGGUUGGAUGAGAAGACCAAGGAGUUUCUGAAGCAGAAGAUGGAAUUUGAGCUCAAGAAAGCAGAGCUCUUACCUGAAGAGGAGCGCAAGAUGCUCAAAGGUUCGUACAGCCAUCGGGACUUUAUGGCAGAAGUUGGAACCGGAAGCAUCAUCCAUCCGGCCGACAUGUCAGAGGAACAAUGGAACUCUGUGGUAGAGACCAAUUCCUUGCUCAACGGAAACACCAUUUUCCGAGAAGCAUACAAUCUUCCCAUCACAGUGGAGAGAGCAAUGUACCCUGCCUUUCGACUCAAACCUCGCGCCAUUUUCGACUUUACUGAAGACGGUCCCAACCCAAACGUCGCCAACAAGGGGGCUGGGAAGAAGGGGAGUCAAGGAACAACUGAAGAGUACCGAAUCCCUCGUUUCAUUGUUACAGAUGACGCGUAUGUCGAAGUGUCUGAACACAAGACAUCGGUAAUGACGGCCAUGGCUGAGAGUUCUCUUUCCAAGAACUCAUCUGAGGUUGCCAUAGGAGAUGGUGCUUUCGGAUGGAGUGGCGGUGUUACUGGUGGCCACGAAUACGAAAGCAGUGAACGCAACCAGGUACGAAGGAAUGAAGAGACCAAUCACAUGAUUAUCACCUACAACUUCCCACGCGUCACUCUUAGCCUUGACUGUGAUAACCUAGAGUUGACUCAGGAAUGCAAGAAUGAUCUUACUACUGUGAAGACUCGUGAGGAUGCUGGGAGAUUUAAGAGAAAGUUCGGGUGUUUCUUUUCCACCAAGGUACAGUUGGGCGGCCGUUUGCACUCGACUCAAGAAUCCACGGCUGUUACGGGUGAAAAUAUCGGAGAAAAGUCGAAACGGCUCAAGAUCACGGCAGCAGCAUCUUUUGCUGGACCAGCCGCCGAAGGUACUGUCAAAGGCGGAUAUGGAGAAGAUAGUACGCAACAGAAUAAGUCUUCGACUUCUACGUACGACAGCCACAUGGCUUGGGAGGCCAAAGGAGGCGACACUCUUCUCUGCAAUAAUCCUCCUGCCUGGUGCAGUACCGUUUCAUCGUACUACAAUUGGCGUGUAGUCAAGCAAGAUAAUGUCAUCUCAAUUGAAGACAUAAUUUCUCAGGUUGCAAAGGACCAGAAGCAUGUCUUUGAGAAAUUGAAGAAAUUUGAAGAGCGCGCAUCUAACGAUUCGGUGGAUGUCUGCUUUUAUCACAAAGAAAGCCAAAGAUACCUCGGGUUCAAUACAGAUUUUGAGUCUGUCCCCGAGAUCAUGCUCGAAGAUCUCUUCAAAAGAGAAGAAUUCCUAGCUCCGCAAAUCGGGAACAUCAAACUAGGAGGUAGCCGAGAAUACUGUAAGUUGCUUUAUGCCCAAAUGUUGGGAAGAGGAAACAGAAAGACGCUUUCUUUGGGUGGUGUCCAAGAAGGUAAUGCGCAGGUAUUCCAGCUCUCUGGGAAAGUGGUAGAAGGUGAUGGUAAACGUCUCCGGCUCAUGACGCAGGAAGACUACAAUGUGUGGAAGGCUGAUGUCAAUUGUCCGGUCGGCUACGUCCCUGGUACAGAAAAGUACAAGAGGACUCAGCUGCAAGACUGCUACAAGAUCAAGAAAGAGGAACCGGUGCGCUUCCGCUGUAUCCCCGUGGUUAACCAGACUGCACAAGGUCUUGGACAAGAAACAAAAGUCACGAUCGAAGUCUACUCGGGGACAGAGUUUUUGGGGCAUAUCCGAGAGGCAGAAGGGUACAAGGGGGCAGUUGUGGUAGAUCGCGGUCCCCAGGAUCAGUUCCACGACGGAGGCGACGUCAAAGCCAGUGAUCCAUUGCAAUUCACUCUGCGAUACCAGCCGUACGAAGACAAUGCGGUAUAA